AGCUUCGCUAUAGUUGUAAAAAAUGCUUUCGUAUUUCUUUCGAAAAUGCACUAGGACCACAGGUCUGGUAUUGCUUUCCAUUCUUUCGGAAAUUUUUCGAAUCACGCAUGGUCUUGCAGCUCCUGAUAGUGCAGUAGACCAAGAAAAGAAUGAAGAGCUACACGAUGGCAAGAAAAUACCGCCAGUCACGCUGCGCAGCAAUUUGAGCCUGUAUAUCCCGUUCCUGCACUAUUACGACUUGAUUUUUUUCGAGUCACCGCUCGUGCCGACUAGCGAUGUUCUCGAUCGGAACGCGCACGAUGAACUCGCGUAUCCCACGAAAAAACUGCUUCACUGUGAUGAUUUUGCAAGAACCGCAUCACAAGUUUGCUACACAUGACACAGAAAAUUCGCCAUGCGCGUUUCCCAAGGGAAAGCACGCUUGAAAAUCCAAUGUCUUGCAGGUGUAGCAAGACAAAUAGUUCUGUGCUCCAUUUUCUGCAUCACAAGUUCACAGUGAAGCAGUUUUUUCUUGCGAUAUCGUGAUCGCGACGGCAAAUUUGGUCCAACUCCUGCCCCACUUCUCGCGAGAGCACGUGCCCGCGCAGGUGGGUGAGGCAGUACAGGAUGUGUUGCGGUUUGUGGCACGAAAAUUUUCCAGCGAGGCGGAUACAAGUCCUACUACACCGGGCGCGCCGAUAUUCCUGGCCCUGGCGAGAAUCGCGCAAUUGCAGUUUCUGGCCAACGCGCACACCGUUUUUCCAUCGGCUGAGUGUGUUUGGGGCGCGGAUCGCAUUUCUCGCGUUGUCUGCGGUAGCGACGGCUGGCAGUGCAACGCGAACAAGAGCGGCCGCCUUGCCGCCCGCGAUGCAAUCGCUCUGCUGCGGGACCAGGUAAUACGGGAUCAUCAUCUCACGACCGUGUUGCAACCUCCAGGAGAGGCCGCGGGCGCCCUGGAAUCCGAAUCUGCUCAAAGCGAAAAUGACAAGAUGAAGCGUCUGUUUCAUUUACCCGUUUCUUCGUGUGUUUCGUUGACCACCUACGCCACUCUGUCGCUCGGGCUUCCGGUGCCUUGGCACUACUUUUUGCAAAACAGCGGUAGCACGAGCACGACAUUGCCGCUUCUGCCACCUUUGCUUCACACCCUGGACCACCUUGCGCGCCCGGCGACGGUUCAAAUUGACCUGCGCGCUCCCGGCUUCAUCGACUCGGAAAACCACGAAUUUCGGCUUGAAAAGGACCAGGACCUCAAGCUGACGUUGGCAGUCUUUCCCGAACGGGAACUUGUCUCGGACUUCUUACGCGCACGAAAAGUCCCGUAUUGCAACGGCGGCGUGCUCAAAGCGGUGGAGACGUGGUUCUUUACAACGUCAGAAGUAAAACAGCGUGAUAGAACAGCAGCAGCGGCCGCGCAUGAGGAUAGAAGUGCAGAACCCCUCCAUCUCAUCGAAGUCGGUGCCAAUCUUGGAGAUUGCCUUCUGUUCCUUCUAAAGAAACACGCACAUUGGACCGGCCAAGCCGUGGAAGCGGUCCCGCGAACGGCCCAACGCCUGCGCGAGUCCGUUCGGCUGAACCAGCUGGGCCACCGCCUGGAGGUGGUAAACCGAGCCGUGUCUGCGGAGAAUCAGAAGUUCAUACCCCUGAAAAGCAAGCCCUUCAGCCUCAACAGCGCCAGCUUCACGGGAACGGACGACGAGGCAAACGAGGGAAGCGGAUCGCACAGCUCUUCUGUCGGAAGUACAACCUCUGGCGCAAAUGUUGAGCAGAACCAUGCAGUAGUAAGACCCAGGCCGAAAAAAAGACUGAAAAGCGCAAGAACCACUGGUGUGGUGUCCUCGAGUCGCGCACUACUAAGAACAGCUGCAACGACCACAACAACUGGUGACGAGGCGCAAAAUAAAUCGGGUCGAGACCUCCGUGUCCCCACGUGCCGUCUAGACGAUGCGUUUUUCUUUCCGAAAGCUGCUGACGUGCUUUUGCUGAACACAAAUGGCCACGAGCUUUCGGUCCUGCGCUCCCUCGAAGCUCGCAGCAUGCCCGAUUUGAUCGUACUCCAGAUGUAUGCGCGGGACCACGGUGUAGCCAAGGAUCCGAACUACAGUGCUGCCGAAAUUUUCCGGUUUCUCUUUUACCGCGGGUACUCAAUGCAUUGGACCAACGACCCAAUAGGAGAGAACAAGAGGAUCGACUCCCUUCGCGAUUUCUAUCUACUACUCGCCACCGUUUCACCGGUGUUUGAUUUGGUGGCACAACGGCGCAAAGGAAGCGUAAGUCGACGGACAACUAAAGUUGCGCACGGUCAGGAUGAAGGCGAUCACGAUGGAGACUCGAAUGAAAAAUUCCACAAUGCCCUUUUGGUGCGGUCUUUGGAAGCGGAGUGGAGACUGAGGCACAUGUCGCAGGCCGAUAACGAAACUCCCUUUCUUGCCGUCGGCAACGGCGAAACGCCCAGUUCCUGGGUGGAAGUCUCCGCAGGCCGGCUCCGCGACAAUUGGCGACGGUUGUCAUCACUCGUGCCGGCGAUUCUCCACAGGGCACUGCCAGACGCCGCCGCGCCGGAAAUCGGUGUGGUGCUGAAAUCAAACGCCUACGGCCACGGUGUCGGCCACGCCGCGAAGAUUCUUGCGGAAGACGGAGCAAAGACGUUUUUUGUCGACAGUUUGCAGGAUGCGAUCAAAGUGCACGAGUCGCUAGUAGUCCCUGACUCCACUGUGUCUGUGUCAUCAGAAAGGGACGUGCGACCGGAAAUAGAAGAUCAAGAUUUUGAAAUCGUCCUUCUCUACCGCGCGCCUCGAAGUUUGGCGAUCCUGUGCGAGCUGGCCGCCAGGAAAAUCUCUGUCACCGUGCUCAGCCUCCGCUGGUUGGAGGAAAUGUUGGCCUCAGUAGAGUUACAGUUUUCGGGAAACGAAAAUGCAAAAACGCCAGUAGACUUUUCUGUCGCCGAAGUGUGCAGGGGUGUAAUUCCAGCGCCAACAACAACAGUGCAGAAGCUGCGAGUCCAUUUGUGGUUCGACUCGGGCCUGGCUCGGGAAGGCUUGGACUACGACUCUGAAACGAUUGCUCGAUUGAGCAAAAUGCUGAUGAAAAAUGCAGUGAAUAACCACAACAUCCUCGACGUCCGCGGCGUCGGGACGUCCUGGUGUUGCGUGAACGAUCUCGAAGCGAUGGAGCAUUACGCUGCGAAAUUUCGGGAGACAGCUGAAGUUCUGCGUGCCACAGUACUAAAGGAUAAGGAAGUUUAUUUCCAUGAUCCAGCAGCUAGUGCUGACGAACCUCAACGCUAUCAACGAGCCUUGUUCAAGUUGCACACGAUCGCCUCCUCCGGGCUUCACCACCCGCACCUGUACUUUGACCUAGUGCGGAUCGGUGGCUUCUUGUUCGGGCAGGGGGGUACGCUGGGAAAGGACCAAGUUCGCCUGCAGUCGGCUUUACUUUGGAAGAGUGUGGUCUCCUCGCUGCAUUGGUUCGACCCCCGGCAGGAGCGUAUGGGCUACUGCGACCUGCAGGGCGAGGGCUGUUUGCAGCCAGCCGCCGCGGUUCUCUUGCCCGUGCAAAAACUGCUACGGGACGAGGAGGAGCUAGUACAUAUCUAGAACGGGCGGUCGCUCCGCGCCCGCCGGCCCGGCGACGAGGGGGUGCAAGGGGGAGCGAGGGAGAAAGAAGCUAUCGGGUAGCGCCUAGCGCUACAGCCUCAAACCAUGCUGGCGCCAAUGGCGAAAAAAAGAAACGGCAGCGCCCCUGGCCUUCUUCCCUCGGCCAGCGGGAGCGAAAGCAGUGUAGGUAGAGAGAAGGCCGCGAGGCGCAAGGGGCGGUAGGGGGCGCACAGCGCACCCCCUGCCCGAGCCGCCACAAACAGGUCCGGCGGAGAGCGUGCCAGGACCCUUUUCGACGGCCCGGGAGGCUAGUCACAGGUGGAAAAAGAAGGAAAAGAGCGCGCCGAUGGCCGAACGGCUAGAAAUACGGCCGGCGCCAAGCAAAGAUAAAACAGAGCAGGCAAGGAGGCAGCGGGAAGGCAGAGAAGGCGCUGCGGGUGGUUCUCGCAAGAAACCAGACAACCCCCAAAAAAAGUAAGCAGGCCAAAACCCGCGCCCGGGGAAGAGGGAAAAAACCCCGGAAACGAAAGGGGAUGGAAGCGCCCGAACAGCCCGAUGGGGCGAAAUCAGGCAGCCCCGGCGAGGCCGAAGAGCCCCCGCGGCCGGCAGAGGGCACGCGACGAGGCCCGCCCUGGAGAGCCACAGGCGGCAGGAAAGGCGCAAACUGCCGCCAACCUCCUCGAAACAGGGGGCGAAUGGCAAGGGGCGCCAGAAUGCAGCACGACUUCGGCCCCGGGCAGGCAAUCGGCAGCCGCCAAGCAGGCGCCGAACGAAGAAUGCUCGGCAAGGGGAGACCGCUGCCCCAAGCCCCCUGCCCGAGUCUCCUUGACACGCGGCCCGGGCGAGCUUUUGCUGGUCUAUUGUGUUUCUAUCGCGAUUUCUCGCUCCGGCUGCGUUGGCGGGUUUUCGCACUAGUGUUUUCGCUUUCCCCAAAAUCUGCAUUUUUGUCACUAGUGUCUCCACUAGUGGGCACCUUCACUAGUGGUGCCUGUCACUAGUACCGGUCGCGCCUUUUUGUGACGCUAAAACCACUAGCAGGAUUUCUACUAGUGGCUGCUUUUCCACUAGCACAAUUCUACUAGCAGCGUUUCUACUAGCACCUCGCACCCCCGCGUCCGCCAGAAUUUUUUGAAUAGUAUUAUAAAAAACUGCUACGGGACGAGGAGGAGCUAGUACAUGGUCGCGAGGACCCUGCGGUUGGUGAUGAAAAGAACAAAAUGUGGAAAAUUGCGGUGUUGCCUGUGGGAAGUGUCGACUUUGCUGGGAAGGGGUUUGUUGUGGUCGAUCGCCCGCUCCUUUCAGAUGCGGAUGAACAGGAUGCAAAGGAGGAGCCCUUGCCCGUCUUGUUUCAAGCCCUGUCCACGACGGUGGUGGGUAUUUCCGAGGUAGUCCACCCAAGAACUUUCCGUCAAAUCCGAACGGGUGCCAAGGUCAUCCUGUGCGACGCAGAAUGCAUGCGAACGCGACCUGUAAGCGCCUCGGUACCGAGGAUCCGCGUGGAUUAGACGGUGGAGUCAGCGUCGACUUUUUUCUCUCGUGGUCCUGACUUUAACCCUUACAAUUAAUGAGACUGGGAUAAUAUGUCAAUCUCAAUGUCAUCUCCCACAAAAGCAAAUUUUUUCACAGAUAGCGACAAAACGCAUGUACGGGCUCGCAGGUGAGCGCGGUCCGUUUCGCAAUUGUAUACUUGACACAGAUGAUCGAUUAU
Messenger RNA from Amoebophrya sp. A120, 5280 nucleotides. NCBI's taxonomy places the organism in Eukaryota, Dinophyceae, Syndiniales, Amoebophryaceae. The record is from the annotation of a GenBank genome assembly.